AAUUGCUCCGCUAGUCUUCCCGUUUAAACGCAUUCAUUUUCUCUCCCCCUUGCAUAUUCUAUUAGUUGUUUUUUCUUUCCUCCCUUUCUCUCUCCACUCCGCAUGAGAGGUGAAAAUAGGGCGUUUUAGCGUCGGCCGUCCUUUUUUUUGUCUUGCCCUGGGUCUGGCCGCCCGACACUUGCGUACCCUGAUCGGGAUCUUUUUUAUUCUUUAUUUUUGGUGCUCAUUUGUUGAAGCUACUGUUGAUCAACACUCACCCAUUCAUUCACUGUUCCUUGUGUGUGUGUGUGUGUGUGUGUGUGUGUGUGUGUGUGUGUGUGUGUGUGUGUGUGUGUGUGUGUGUGUGUGUGAGUGUGUGUGUGUGUGUGUGUGUGUGUGUGUGCGCGCGUGUGCGUGUGUGUGUGUGUGAGUGUGUGUGUGUAUGUGUGUGUCUGUCUGUCUGUCUGUGUGUAUGUGUGUGUGUGCGUGUGUGUGUGUCUGGGUGAGUUGCUUUGAUCGCAGUAGUAUUCCUUUUUUUCUCUCUCCCUCUCUCUCUUUCUCUCUCCCUCACUCUCUUUCUCUCUCUUUCCCUCCCUCCCUCUCUCUCUCUCUUCGUUUCUGUUACCACCAUCCAACUCUGCUCCCUACCAACAGGACACAAAAAAAAACCCCGUGCGAUCAACUUGUUUUCCCGCACUUUUUGGGGUCGAGAUAUGGCAAUGGUAGUUAGUACUUGGCGAGAUCCUCAGGACGACGUGGCCGGAGCUCAGAGCGGCCAGUCUGCACAAGCGCAGCCGGGCCAGCAACAGCAGGCGACGUCGGGAGCCCCUCAUACGCCGCAGACCCCGGGCCAGCCGGGUCCGCCAUCCACCCCGCUCGGAGGUAGCAGUCAGAGCGUCCAGCCAGGCGGAGAGAAGCAGCAGGCGAGCCAACAGCAGCAGCACAUUGAGUGUGUCGUGUGCGGGGAUAAAUCCAGCGGUAAACACUACGGCCAGUUCACAUGCGAGGGCUGUAAAAGUUUCUUUAAGAGAAGUGUUCGGCGAAACUUAACGUACACUUGUCGUGCCAACCGGAAUUGUCCUAUAGACCAGCACCACCGUAAUCAGUGUCAAUACUGUCGCCUGAAGAAAUGCCUGAAAGUUGGAAUGAGACGGGAAGCGGUUCAGCGAGGAAGAAUGCCCCCGACUCAACCAAACCCGGGUCAGUACGCGCUGACGAAUGGGGACCCUCUGAACGGCCAUUGCUAUCUGUCGGGAUACAUCUCCUUACUACUGCGGGCCGAGCCUUACCCAACCUCUCGGUAUGGAAGUCAGUGUAUGCAACCCAACAACAUCAUGGGCAUCGAGAACAUUUGCGAGCUGGCUGCACGAUUGCUCUUCAGCGCUGUAGAAUGGGCCAGGAAUAUCCCUUUCUUCCCAGAUCUGCAGAUCACAGAUCAGGUGGCAUUGCUAAGGCUGACUUGGAGUGAACUGUUUGUACUGAACGCUGCCCAGUGCUCGAUGCCAUUGCAUGUGGCUCCUCUGCUGGCCGCUGCCGGCCUGCAUGCCUCGCCGAUGUCCGCGGAUAGAGUCGUUGCCUUUAUGGAUCACAUAAGGAUCUUUCAGGAACAAGUCGAAAAACUGAAAGCUCUCCACGUUGACUCGGCAGAAUACAGCUGUCUUAAAGCUAUUGUGCUGUUCACAUCAGAUGCCUGUGGCCUGUCGGAUGCUGCCCACAUAGAGAGCCUACAGGAGAAAUCUCAGUGUGCUCUAGAGGAAUAUGUCAGGAGCCAGUACCCCAACCAGCCGAGCCGCUUCGGCAAGCUCUUACUGCGACUGCCUUCUCUUCGUACCGUCUCCUCCUCGGUCAUCGAACAACUCUUCUUCGUUCGCUUGGUAGGUAAAACACCGAUUGAAACCCUCAUCAGAGAUAUGUUACUGUCGGGCAGCAGCUUCAACUGGCCCUAUAUGUCCAUCCAAUGAUGAGGGAAGGAUAUCCCUCCCCAAAAAAACAAAAGCAUUUUAGGCGAGACUCCCUCUCUAUUCAAGGACUUGAAAGUUCCUAUAGGAUGUUAUCUGUGAAAAUAAAAGGACCUUCCAAGAGGCCAAGCUGUUGACUGUGGGAUUUAUUCUGUGAAAAAGAAACUGGACUGCAUCAUAUGUAGAACCACACUUACCGCAAGCAUUGUUUAUCAUUUUGUAAGAUAUUAGUCUUUAUUUUCUUUUUGUAAAAUUAAAAAGACAUCGUAUGCGCAUUUUAAAACAAAUCAGAAAUUAGGGGAAAAUAACAUUUUCCAAAUAAUUAUAAAUUUUGUCCUGUGUCUGUGUAUCUAUAUCUGUUUUGUAUUUUUUUUCUGGUUCCAAACCAGGUUUUCUGUGAUUCUAUACUAAUUUUUAUAUGACCUUUUGCUUCAUAUAACAAUUGCGAUUCAUGUCGUCAAAACUAUGUUCUCCAAGAAUUAAAAUUGAAAUCAGAAUUAAACAAGUAAAUAAAAAAUUAGUACAACAUUUUUUAAAAGAGAAACUUUGUCGCUUUAAGCGUAACAAUUAGCCUGCAGUAUUGGCGAAGCUGACGUUUUAAAAAAGUGAUCAGGUAUUAAAGAGAGCACUCCAAAAUGCUAAUAGAGAAACGUGUUUUAAACUCUCACCAGUGGGCCCUCUAAAGAGCGUUUGCAUUCUGUGCGGAUUGCUAUUGUCCCUGUAGUUUGUUCUGAGUGUCCAAGGCACUUCUGUCUUUGAUUUCACAAAAGUCUCCAUGAACUCUGGAAUUAGUUUGGCUGAAGUUGCUGAUAUACAUUGAUUAAAGUUUAAGUUUGCUUAUCAGAACUGCCCCAUCCCACCUCUGCAUUCUAUAUGACAUUCCACGUGAAAUAAAAACUAUUUUCCCCUUUGAAACCCCCGAAGUAUUUAAAUCACCGUUUCCUCCCCUGGUUUCUAAUCAUGUAACCAAAUCUUCCUAUCAUUACUACCAAGGCUGUUUACCCGUAGACUUUAAAAGAGAAAAAAACAACGUAUAGCAAAAAGGUACAGGCGCUGUAAUCUUGCAAACGCUGUACUGUGGCGUUGUUCCAUGGGUAUGACGGAAUAUUCUUGUAAAAAACAUGGUUGUUAUGUUGGAACAGUUACAAAAGUGAUAUAAAAGAGAUCUAUUGUAGAUGUGUCUGUGUUGUUUAUCUGUUCCCUGGCGGUGUCCUUCUCAGUUCGACGAUCGACAGUAUAUAUUGUAGAAGACCCCCACUCCAGAGAAUAAUGGAAAAUAAUACGCAGGGCCUUAAUGAGCAUAUAAAUUUCUUGUUCCCCUCCUCAUGCUCUCAAUAAGAACAUUAAAGUCAUAUGCUGGUAUUAUCAGGAUAAAACAAUAUUCGGAAGAAGGUUAGAAAACACUAUCACUUGCAAACAGUGUAGAUGUAAAGACUGUUGUGCUUUGCUUUGAGAGGCCUGUUGUAGAAUCCAGUAGCUGCACGCAUUAAUGUUUUAUAAUCCGGGUCAGAGCUCUAGCACACACUGUCAUGGGAGAGCUUUCUUUUAACAACUCUGCAUCGAAAUUAAACGUAACAGCCAAGUCAGAGUGAAGCUACACAAGGCGCAUGGAGAAGCCGAGAGAGUGAUUGACUGUGUGCUAGUGGAAGUGAAAGUAUAUAUACAUAUACAUAUACGUGUGUGUGUGUGCGUGUGUGUGUUUUCACUUUCUGCUUCCUCUCCAAGCUCUCUAUUUCUAUUUACAUUUAACGAGAACCUGCUCUCUGGCCGCUUGGGGUUUUUAACAUUCUAGUCGCAAAGCCGCGUGAUGCACAAGGCGAUGGCCAUAGACUCUUUUAGAUGGAAUAAUUAACGUAUAAAUGGAUUGUCUCUGUACAUCUCCCUGCCCUUGUUUAUCGGCAGCGAAAGACAACGUAUGCAGUAACACUUUAUAUAUAUAUGCCUUCGCAAUCAAGAUGAAGAUCUAUAUAAGAAAGACACUGAAACACCGCGCAACCUUGUUACACUUAACAUUAUGCAGGGUAGUUUCAGUGUCCUGACUACACCUUUUUUAUUGUCUGUUAUUGCUGCGAGCGUCGCUCUUAAGGCCCCUAGUUCCUCCAAACCCGACUUUUACAUAACCCUUGUACGGCCGCCUAUCGACAUCAAAGUCCUAAUAGAAAAUGAUUUUUCAUUGUUUCACCGUUAAAUCCAAUUAAGACACUUUUAAAACUUGUUAGUACAGAGUAGGCAGGGCGUCCCGUGGUAAUUCUUGUCAGGAACCGUGCAGUACUAGUUAUGUUUCAAAAUGUAUUUUAAUUCUAUUUUUAAUCUGUUUCUAAUUAUUUGUUUGAGUUCACGUUUAUAAACAAAUCUCUUCUAAUUCAUGGCUCUGAUUGUGAGGUGUGAGAGUUGAUCCCAGUAUGUGUGGUAAACCCAUCCUUUUCAUACCGCGCUUUUCCAUCCUACAGGCACUCAUAGGCUUGCUGUUGACCAUUGAGCUAGCGGGUCUGUCACUAUGUAAAUACGCCAGUCCAUCUAUCUUUAUACUUAAAUCAUAUUUGUACAUUGAGCAUAUUACCGUUUAAUAGCUGAUAGUGUCUAAUUUCACUGCCGACCACUUUAAAUCUGUGCAGACAUUUUGCGAAACUGAAAAGAUGUCAGAAUCAAAACCCAAACCGGUUUUAUUCUUAAAAUGUUCUCUUGUUAGUUUAAUUGCAUUUUCUAUUUAAGAAAUGCGGCUGAAUCGCAUUGAUAGAUUUUCCCACCAUUGCAAUUAAAUUUGAAUAUUCAAAUAUUAAUAGUUCUUUCAAAAGCAGAGUCCAGACCAUAAUUACAAAAUAUCAACAUUUAAACUGGUACCGAAGGUUAAUUUCAAACUCGAGGUAUCUACAUCCGACAUUUACUUGACGCAUUUGACGAUGUAUUUCUGAUACAGGCUGAGUCAAACACUAGCUGCGGGGGGGGGGGGGGAGGUGAAGGUUGACGAACAUAUUUACUUUAAAGAUAGUCCAUUUCUUGGAAAAAGUCGUAGUCCAAUCAAAUAUUUUAACACCACGUGAAGCCAGGCUCAUCUGUACCAGAGGAUAGCAAACAUGGCGGCCUUGAAAGGAUUUUAGAGGCAUCUGAAAACAAUAUUUUCUUCUGACCAAUUUCGGUAUUUACAUGUGAAGCAAAAAAAAACAAAAUUGAAUCAUCUCGGAGAGAAAUCCGUAGUUUAAUAUCUGUAGUCAGGAUUUUUUAAAAACUGUGAUUUUUACGGUAUAUGGCCCGGUACCUAGAUUGUACUCUCAUAUCUUGGAAGUUGUCCUUUAACUACUUAUCUUCGUGUUAGUUAGCUGACUUUAAGUACCACAAAGUCUUCUAUUAAAAUUCUGAAAAUUUUGAACAUAAACACUUUUUCCACUCGCUACAAUUUUCGUAUUUAAGUGCCCCCCUUGGUCCUUUCCUAUUGAAAUUUAUCUUUUUUGCAAGUUAUUUAAUUUUUAAUUUCAAAUCAUUUUACUAGAAGGAUUUAACAUGCUGUGACAUCGUGAUUUUUAACCAUUGCCUCUGCAGCAUGGUUAGCAUGAGAGGAUGGAUUGGUAUCAUGCGUUGGGAAUGAAUUCUAAGACCUGAAUGAAGGAGGGAUGUUUCACAAAUUAAUCCAAAAGUCUACUCAUUUUAAAGGGUGGUUUGGAAGUGGGAUGGGGCAGCGGCUGGAGCAAUAAGAUAUCCCGAGCACAGCAAGUGAAAUUGAAAAGCUGGUCUUUACUUUUAUUUGGGUGGGGUGUAUCUGUGUUGGGGGUGGGAAUCUGGUGGUAGACGAAGGGGGUGAUAUCACUAUCAAUGCAUAAAAUAACCUGGAAAUAAGUAUAACUAUUAAAUACAGGAUGAGCUUAUGUAUUCAACUAUGUUAGUGUACUUUUAAUAAAAUAUUAAACCAGCCGUGUAUUGUUCUUAUAAUAAAUGAUGUUCAUUUUGCAAA
This is a messenger RNA of Hypanus sabinus (Atlantic stingray), 5883 nucleotides long. It is a transcript of the gene nr2f1a, whose product is annotated as nuclear receptor subfamily 2, group F, member 1a. Gene Ontology annotation, biological process: cell differentiation; anatomical structure development; positive regulation of transcription by RNA polymerase II. The coding region runs from base 693 to 1940 and encodes 415 amino acids. Gene Ontology annotation, molecular function: RNA polymerase II cis-regulatory region sequence-specific DNA binding; zinc ion binding; nuclear receptor activity. NCBI's taxonomy places the organism in Eukaryota, Metazoa, Chordata, Chondrichthyes, Myliobatiformes, Dasyatidae. The transcript is spliced from 4 exons. The record is from RefSeq and is a predicted model, not a curated record.